AUACCACACAUCACCUUUCUCAUUCAUCAUCAUCAGCAAGUCAUCAAGUAAAUUCAAACACUACAACCAAAACCAAAAUUCCAAAACUUUAAACAAACCAAAGUUUUCAAAGUGAGCAAAAAAUGUCUCUGAUUCCAAGCUUCUUUGGUGGUCGUAGGAGCAACAUCUACGAUCCAUUUUCACUCGACAUAUUUGAUCCAUUCGAAGGUUUCCCACUUUCAAACACCCCAUCAUCUUUUCGUGAAACCUCAGCUUUUGCAAAUGCAAGAAUCGAUUGGAAAGAAACACCACAAGCCCAUGUCUUCAAAGUAGAUGUUCCAGGGAUCAAGAAAGAGGAAGUGAAAGUUGAAGUUGAAGAAGGAGGAGUUUUACAGAUUAGUGGUGAGAGAAGUAAAGAGCAAGAAGAGAAGAAUGAUCAAUGGCAUCGUAUGGAAAGGAGUAGUGGUAAGUUCUUAAGGAGAUUUAGGUUGCCUGAGAAUGUUAAAAUGGAGGGAAUUAAAGCUGCUAUGGAGAAUGGAGUGCUUACUGUUACUGUUCCUAAAGUAGAAGAGAAGAAACCUGAAGUGAAAGCUAUUGAUAUCUCUGGUUAAAGGAAGUGCAGAUCAAUGUCUUUGAUCAAAGUCAAUAAUGUUUGUUUUCUGAUGUUUUUUGUUUGUCAAGGAGUUUUUAAGGUUUUAUUUCGAUUUAUGUGUGUGUAAUUGUCUGUGCGUUGGGUUCAUACUUGCAGUUGUAAUCAAGAAAAUGUUGUGAGAGUUUACUGAAUAAUUUGCUUAGCAUA
Messenger RNA from Lycium barbarum (goji berry), 778 nucleotides. Its product is annotated as 17.8 kDa class I heat shock protein-like. Gene Ontology annotation, biological process: protein complex oligomerization; protein folding; response to heat. The record is from RefSeq and is a predicted model, not a curated record. The coding region runs from base 123 to 590 and encodes 155 amino acids. The transcript has a single exon. NCBI's taxonomy places the organism in Eukaryota, Viridiplantae, Streptophyta, Magnoliopsida, Solanales, Solanaceae.